Arachis duranensis is the source of this 820-nucleotide messenger RNA. RefSeq lists its product as uncharacterized. The record is from RefSeq and is a predicted model, not a curated record. Bases 19 to 537 code for a protein of 172 amino acids. The transcript has a single exon. NCBI's taxonomy places the organism in Eukaryota, Viridiplantae, Streptophyta, Magnoliopsida, Fabales, Fabaceae.
ACUACUACUCCACCAAGCAUGUCUUUCACUACUACUGCUCCUCCUCCUUCAACUAGUACUAAUUAUUAUAAUUACAAUACCACCAUUGCAACAUCAGCAAUAAUGUCCAGUCUCCCUUUCUACCAAAACCAACAACAAGAGCAGCAGCAAGCAUUGAUGAGCCCCAUGCAACAGUAUUACCCUAUGUUUGGGAGUGAAGGGAGUUGCAGUUCAUCUGAUGGGAGCUGUAGCCAUGGUGGGAGGGAGAUGAAGAAAGAAGAAAUGGGGUUUCAUCAUCAUCACAUGUUUCAUCAUCAUGAAGAGCAGCAGCAGCAGCCUAUGGUGGUUGAUGAUGAUGGUAUUAAUAAUAAUAACCAGUGGACAGAGAAGCUAGACAAGUGGCUGUUCCAAACGGCAAACCCAUUGGACUAUGAUUUAGAGGUGAUUAAACAACUUGUUAUUAGCAGCAGCGGCAAUGAUGGGUUGUUCAGUGUUGAUGAAAACAAGACCGUACAAGAGAGCAAGCCCAUCAUCUACAAUUACAAGUACUCUGACUGAUGAUGAGUAGUGUAGUAGGCUAGGGAAGAUGAACAACAAAAACAAAGGACUCAUGAGGUUGCUUUUGGGGUUUUGUGUUGUGUUUCAAUGAACUCACAUUCAUUAUUGCAUUGUGAAUUCUGAGUUGUGACCGUACAUGGUAAUGUCUUCUUUAUAUUUUCUGCACUACUCAUUAUUAUUAGCUUACAUUUUCAUUUUUAUUUUUUUUGUAACUAUUUCAUCCCCAUCCAUUAGCUAGAGACAUUUAUAUGUUCUUAUUGUUGUUAUCUAAGAAAAAUGUUAA